GGGGAGGGUCCAGGCCGGGCCGGCGGACGGCAGGAUGGGCUGCACCGUGAGCGCCGAGGACAAGGCGGCGGCCGAACGGUCCAAGAUGAUCGAUAAGAACCUGCGGGAGGACGGCGAGAAGGCAGCGCGGGAGGUGAAGUUGCUACUGUUAGGUGCUGGGGAGUCAGGGAAGAGCACCAUCGUCAAACAGAUGAAGAUUAUCCACGAGGAUGGCUACUCAGAGGAGGAAUGCCGGCAAUACCGGGCGGUCGUCUACAGCAAUACCAUCCAGUCCAUCAUGGCCAUUGUCAAGGCCAUGGGCAACCUGCAGAUUGACUUUGCUGACCCCCACCGUGCGGACGACGCCAGGCAGCUCUUUGCGCUGUCGUGCGCUGCCGAGGAGCAGGGCAUGCUCCCUGAAGACCUGUCCGGUGUCAUCCGGAGGCUCUGGGCUGACCACGGUGUGCAAGCCUGCUUUGGCCGCUCUCGGGAAUACCAGCUCAAUGACUCGGCUGCCUACUACCUGAAUGACCUGGAACGCAUCGCACAGAGCGACUACAUUCCCACACAGCAGGAUGUGCUGCGGACCCGUGUGAAGACCACUGGUAUUGUGGAGACACAUUUCACCUUCAAGGACCUGCACUUCAAGAUGUUUGACGUGGGUGGUCAACGGUCUGAACGGAAGAAGUGGAUCCACUGCUUUGAGGGGGUGACAGCCAUCAUCUUCUGUGUAGCCUUGAGCGCCUAUGACUUGGUGCUGGCUGAAGAUGAGGAGAUGAAUCGCAUGCAUGAGAGCAUGAAGUUGUUUGACAGCAUCUGCAACAACAAGUGGUUCACAGACACGUCCAUCAUCCUCUUCCUCAACAAGAAGGACCUGUUUGAAGAGAAGAUCACACACAGCCCACUGACCAUCUGCUUCCCCGAAUACACAGGGGCCAAUAAGUAUGACGAGGCAGCCAGCUACAUCCAGAGCAAGUUUGAGGACCUGAAUAAGCGCAAAGAUACCAAGGAGAUCUACACGCACUUCACGUGUGCCACCGACACCAGGAACGUGCAGUUCGUGUUUGACGCCGUCACUGAUGUCAUCAUCAAGAACAACCUGAAGGACUGUGGCCUAUUCUGAGUGGCAGCGGGCCUGGCAGGAUGGGCUACUGCUGACUCUGCUCCCCGUUGCCUCUAAGGAAGAUGGGGACAAGAAGACCACGCUCCCUGCCUGUCCCCUGGCUGCUUCUCUUUCCUCUCUCUGUUCUCAGCCACCCCACCCCAUCCCCUCCUUCAGCUCUAAACUUGGAGGAGGGGUUGCCACAGGCCUCCCUAUUUGAAGCCUGCCCUUGUCUUGAGGUGCCAGGAGUGGCCAUGGUACCCCCUUCCGGGGCCUCUGUUCUGGUUUUCUGACCGUUGUCUCGUCCAGUGGUGGGGAAGCACAUUCAGAGUCGCCUAAGGCCUGUGUCUGGAGGGGCACCACUUCUCCAGCCUGGACCCCUGCCCUGGCUUUGUCCAACACCAGCCCUGACCCAGCCCAAGUCCAAAUGUUUACAGGGAGCCUCCUGCCCACCCCACUCCCUGCCGCUCGGAGGCCCCAAAGGAAAAAGCACAAGAAACGUGAGAGACGCCAUCAUUCCUGGAGACCACAGUCCACCUGUUCAUUCUCGUAGCUUUUUAAAAAAAAAAACAAACAACAAAAACAAAAAAAAAAAAAGAAAAAAAAGAAAGAGGAAAAAAAAAAAAGGAAAACUGCAAACCUAGAAAACUUUUUAGAGAAAACCUAUUUAAAAUUGUCAGAUCCUGACCAGCAACCCACCCAGCCCCCUUUCCAGUGAUUCCGUGCCUUGAGUGUGUCUGCGUGUUUACACCCAUCCCUCUGCGGGCGGUCCCCUGCCCUGCCCUCCACGGAAUUGGGUUCCAAGGGCUGUUCCAGACAACUGCCAAUGUCACUGAGGGCCCCGCCCUGAGGCCCUGGGCCCAGGCUCCAUUAACCUAAAUGUAGCUCCUUAGCGCUAAUCUAGGAACCGCCGCUGCCUGCUGAGGGGCCAGGCCCCUCCUACCCUCGCCCCAAGCCCGGGUCCUUCAGCAUUGAACACUUCCUUGCUUUUUUCACAUGUUUUAUGGAAUUGUUCACAUGGUUUGAAAUAAUAAAAUGUAGAAAGAAAAA
Messenger RNA from Jaculus jaculus (lesser Egyptian jerboa), 2131 nucleotides. RefSeq names its product G protein subunit alpha i2 (gene Gnai2). The coding region runs from base 35 to 1102 and encodes 355 amino acids. NCBI's taxonomy places the organism in Eukaryota, Metazoa, Chordata, Mammalia, Rodentia, Dipodidae. The record is from RefSeq and is a predicted model, not a curated record. Gene Ontology annotation, biological process: adenylate cyclase-modulating G protein-coupled receptor signaling pathway; gamma-aminobutyric acid signaling pathway. The transcript is spliced from 9 exons. Gene Ontology annotation, cellular component: heterotrimeric G-protein complex. Gene Ontology annotation, molecular function: G-protein beta/gamma-subunit complex binding; GTP binding; GTPase activity.